GUUGAUGACGCGCAGCGCCGCCCUCCCUGCUGCUGGUCAGUGUUGAGGCCGUUGCCGCUUCACCAUGAGGGAGACUCCGCUCUCAAACUGUGAGCGGCAGUUUAUUCUUCAGGCUAUCGCCGAGAAACAGCGUCUUGAUGGAAGACAGACGUAUGACUAUAGAAAUAUCAAGAUAACAUUUGGAACAGAAUAUGGAUGUUGUAUUGUGGAACUGGGAAAAACAAGGGUCCUGGCACAAGUAUCAUGUGAACUUGUUAUUCCUAAACUUAGUCGGCCUACAGAAGGCAUAAUUUUCUUCAAUUUGGAGCUCUCUCCAAUGGCUUCUCCUACAUUUGAAGCUGGCAGGCAAUCUGAGCUAUUAGUUAAAUUAAACCGACUGCUGGAGCGGUGUCUGAGGAAUUCCAAGUGCAUAGACACAGAAUCCCUAUGUGUUGUAGCAGGUGCAAAGGUGUGGCAGAUACGUGUAGACUUGCAUUUGUUAAACCACGAUGGGAACAUUAUUGAUGUUGCAAGCAUAGCAGCUAUUGUGGCAUUGUCUCACUUCAAAAGACCUGAUGUUUCUAUUCAAGGAGAAGAAGUCACAGUGUACAGUCCAGAGGAACGUGAUCCAAUUCCAUUGAGCAUACAUCACAUGCCCAUUGCGGUCAGCUUUGCCUUCUUCCAGCAAGGAACCUACCUAUUGGUAGAUCCAAUCGAACAUGAGGAACGAGUCAUGGAUGGACUUCUAGUAAUUGCCAUGAACAAACACCGUGAGCUAUGCACUAUUCAGUCCAGUGGUGGUAUAAUGCUUCUAAAAGAUCAGGUUCUUCGUUGUACUAAAAUAGCCGGUGUUAAGGUGGCAGAAAUCACAGAGUUGAUGCAAAAAGCUCUGGAAAAUGAUAAGAAAGUCAGGAAGGAAGGUGGAAAGUUUGGUUUUGCAGAAUCCAUCCCAAAUAAACGAAUCACUGCCUUUAAGCUGAAUGAAGCUCCAGUGGAUACAGACGGUGUUGAAGAACAAGUUGAAGAAAUUGUAUCAAAGGCUGAACCAUCCACACGACAUAUUCCAAAACCAAUUGUGCGUGCUCCUGGAACAGGUCAAAUUGGGGAAGGGAUCCAAAAUGAAUGGAUGAUUGAUGAGUUGGAGGAAGAGGAAGAAGAUGAAGAGGAUAUUGUUCCCGAACCAGGUGCCCAGAGUUUGGGCACUGAUAAUGAAAGAGCAAACCAACGUACAGAUGCUGAGGUUAUCCAACUGUCAGACAGUGAAGAAGAAGAGGUUGUAAUACUGGAACCACAAGAAACAGAAAAGAAAGGAAGAAAAAUAAAUUCUGAAGACACCCAGCAAACAUCAACAAAUAAAAUGGUGCCAAACAAUAAAAACAAGAAAAAACAGAAGAAAAAAGGAGCCCAGCUGUGAUUAUCUGUGAAAUAAUUUGACGAUGGAACCUUUUGAAGCUAUGCAGAAGUGCAUUACUUUGUUAUUCAUGUUAAUGUUUUAUCCUUGGAGGAGACAUAUAAAAUUGCACCGUUGCAAAUGUCAAGAAAUGGGUUUGAAUUGAUAUUCUUUACGUUUGCUUAUUUGUAAUAAGUGACUAUUUCAAGUAUGUAAAAUUUUGUUUGGAUAAAUUCAUUUAAAUAUUCUUUUGGGUCUUUGCUAACCAUUUAUCGAUACCUGGUGGCUACUUCUCAGGGAUUUUAAGUUUUAAUUCAUUAUGUCUGUGGUUAUUUUAGCAGUUCCACCUUUGUUGCUAAUUAAUGGUUCAAUGGAACUACUGCCAUUUGUACAGAUAUUGCCCAAGAGAGCCUAUGUGAAGUAAAUUUUAUCUUUAUUCCUCAACUUUUUAAACUUGCCUUUUUAAUCCUCUGUUCAAUCAAGUCUGUUAAUAUGCCUAAAUGUUGGCCUGUUUAAAUUGUUGUUUUCUUGAAUAAAGUCCUGUGGAGAAAUUUUGAAAUUGACUGAACAGCUCUGAAGCACCCAUUCUUACAAUUAAAGGCUUGUGUGACCAUUCAGAAUCUGA
Molecule: messenger RNA, 1994 nt
Organism: Chiloscyllium plagiosum (whitespotted bambooshark)
Lineage: Eukaryota; Metazoa; Chordata; Chondrichthyes; Orectolobiformes; Hemiscylliidae
Gene: exosc9
Product: exosome component 9
Biological process (GO): nuclear-transcribed mRNA catabolic process, deadenylation-dependent decay; U4 snRNA 3'-end processing; U1 snRNA 3'-end processing
Cellular component (GO): nuclear exosome (RNase complex); cytoplasmic exosome (RNase complex)
Molecular function (GO): mRNA 3'-UTR AU-rich region binding
Source: RefSeq, a predicted model, not a curated record